Messenger RNA from Anisakis simplex (herring worm), 408 nucleotides. The record is from the annotation of a GenBank genome assembly. Lineage: Eukaryota; Metazoa; Nematoda; Chromadorea; Rhabditida; Anisakidae.
ACAACGGGCACAAGUCAGAACGCGCUCACAAAUAACGCAAUUGAUCUAGUCGACUGUAUUCUUAAUGGUAUUUGUGGCACUGAACCAUCAAAGCCGCCAGUUCCUCCAAGAGUAUUAUCACUUCAGUCAGAUACACGUGCGGCAUUCCCGUUGGGUUUUGGACAUACACAUUCUUAUGUUGGUACACGAGUGGCUCUAAUUGGUGAUGCAGCUCACAGAAUCCAUCCACUCGCAGGACAAGGCGUUAACCUAGGAUAUUCGGAUGUGAAAACGUUGACGAAAUGUUUGGAAAAAGCCGUACGAGAUGGAGCUGAUCUUGGUGAGUUUAGUUGCAUUCAGGCAGAGAAUGAUCUCACAGUGAAUGUUUUUGAACUCGGCGUUUUUAUGAAAACUGUUAAUAUCAACUAA